Messenger RNA from Naegleria lovaniensis, 1554 nucleotides. RefSeq lists its product as uncharacterized. Bases 1 to 1554 code for a protein of 517 amino acids. Gene Ontology annotation, molecular function: ammonium channel activity. NCBI's taxonomy places the organism in Eukaryota, Heterolobosea, Eutetramitea, Acrasida, Naegleriidae. The transcript is spliced from 8 exons. Gene Ontology annotation, biological process: ammonium transmembrane transport. Gene Ontology annotation, cellular component: plasma membrane. The record is from RefSeq and is a predicted model, not a curated record.
AUGGUUUCCGGAUUGACAUCCAAAAGGAUUGUGAAUGGUGGAUUUAACCCUGAUAUAGAUUGUACUAUUGAUGACGGUGAUACUGCUUGGGUUACUGUUUCAUCCAUUCUUGUGUUGGCCAUGAUGAGUGCUUUGGCAUUCUUUGAAGCUGGUCUCAGUAGAAAAAAAGAAACACUCACCAUCUUCUCACAAAUUUGGAUUGGUUUGGCUGUGUUAGCUCUUUGUUGGAUAUUAUUUGGAUAUACACUUGUUUUUGGACCAACACAGGGAGGUGUGAUUGGUGGUUUGGAUUACAUUGCUUUUUUGAAUGUUGAUUUAGCAAAGUGUUCACAACAUGCUUUGAGCAUUCCACAUGCAAUUUUUGCAAUCUUUCAAAUGAUGUUUGCUUGCAUCACACCACUACUCAUGACUGGAGCUUUCGCUGAGAGACUAAGAUGGAGAGCUUAUAUUGUUUUCAUUGUCGUUUGGGAAUUUCUAGUGUACUAUCCACUUGCUCACAUUAUUUGGGGAGGUGGUUUCUUGUCACAUCAACCACUAGAUACGCUUGAUUUUGCUGGAGGUAUUGUCAUCCACACUUCAAGUGGAAUUGCAGCACUUGUUUGUGCAUUAGUGUUUGGAAGACGAAAAGAUUUUGAUGACCAUCAUGGAGAACCUCAUCCUUCAAAUUUACCACUUGCUGCCAUUGGUGCCGCUUUAUUGUGGAUGGGAUGGUUUGGAUUCAAUGCUGGUAGCGCUCUUUCAUCUUCUAGCAUUGCGGUUGCAGCAGUUCUUAACACUCAAGCUGCUGCCUGUACCUCGACAGUGGUAUGGCUUUUCAUGUUUUGGGUUCAAAACAAGAAACCUUCUUUGGUAAGCUUGCUGAAUGGUAGUAUUGCUGGUUUGGCAGGAAUUACUCCAGCAUCAGGAUAUAUUACUGUUCAUUCUGCUCUUGUCAUUGGUUUGCUUCUUGGAGCAUUUAGUUAUUUGGGAAUUUAUGUAUUGAAACACAAGCUGAAGAUUGACGACGCUCUUGAUGUGUCUAGCGUUCACGGAAUUACUGGACUUAUUGGUAGCAUUGCCAUUGGAUUCUGUGCUACCACCAAAGUUAAUCCUGGAGGCGCAGAUGGUGUUUUCUAUGGAAAUGGGUGGCAAUUAUUGGCUCAAAUUGUUGGUGUUGCAUUAGCUCUCUUCUGGUCAGGACUUGUCACAUUUAUUUUGGCCAUUAGCAUUCGACUCCUCAAUAGAAAAUAUCCAUACCUUCUUGUAAAUACUCGUGAAGAAGAAGAACAAGGUCUAGAUGGUUUAGAAUUUGCAGAAAUUUCUGCCUAUGAAGAAACUGUCUCAAGAGAUGCUCUUGAAUUAAUGUUAAACGAUUUGGAAAAGAAACGUUUGUAUCACAUGAGAAAACUCAUUGAUACACAACAAGAACAAUUCAUGUUGGAGCAAAAACAACGAAAGAAAUUUGUGGAUAAUGUAAGAGUGAGUUUAAGCUCUGGUCGUGGCAAUUUGGAUAGCCCCUCUACUCCCAAUGCAGCUGCUACACAAUCCAUUCUUUCCUCAUAUGGAACUUAUUAA